Molecule: messenger RNA, 201 nt
Organism: Loa loa (African eye worm)
Lineage: Eukaryota; Metazoa; Nematoda; Chromadorea; Rhabditida; Onchocercidae
Exons: 1
Biological process (GO): potassium ion transmembrane transport
Cellular component (GO): membrane; voltage-gated potassium channel complex
Molecular function (GO): A-type (transient outward) potassium channel activity
Source: RefSeq, a predicted model, not a curated record
UUUUUCGUCCUUGAUACUGCAUGUGUGAUCAUUUUCACCGUGGAAUAUUUAUUACGUUUAUUUGCUGCUCCAGAUAGGUGCAAAUUUUUACAUUCAAUAAUGAGCAUGAUUGAUGUAAUUGCUAUUAUGCCAUAUUAUGUUGGUCUUGGAUUCACCAAUAAAAAGGAUGUCUCGGGUGCAUUUGUCACUUUACGUGUCUUU